UCGGUGGUGUUCAGUCGGAGCUGAGGCACAGACAGGAGCGCACGGCGGAGGACGCACACACACAGACACACACACACGGAGAGAGAGAGAGAGGAGCUGCUGGAUCCGUCACUGGGGCUUUUUUAUCCACUUUGCAUGAGCGUCCCGAGGAUCUAAAGAUGUGGACCGAAGUCGGGAAGCUUGUGCUUUUCCAUUUGCUGCUCACGGAGCUCCACUGCGCUAAAGGAACUCAUACGGAGUCGGAGUGUGAAACCGGUCAGUUCCAGUGCAAGAACGGCCGCUGCAUCCCGACCCUGUGGAGAUGUGACGAUGACGACGACUGCUCGGACAACAGCGACGAGGAGAACUGUCCGAAGAAGACGUGUGCAACCACGGACUUCGCCUGCACGAACGGCCAGUGUGUCCCCGCUAGGUGGCGCUGUGACGGAGAGCCGGAGUGUGCGGACGGGUCGGACGAGGCUGAUGCAAUCUGCAGCCGACAGACCUGUCCGCCGGAGAAGUUUGAUUGCGGAGGCGCUGCCAGCAAAUGUGUUUCUUUGUCAUGGCGCUGCGAUGGAGAGAGGGACUGUGAGAACGGUGCAGACGAGGACCAGUGCGCCGCAGAUGCCAAGGCCUGCCCCUCCAAAGACUUCCAGUGCCGGAACGGAAAGUGCCUGGCGCCGAUCUUCGUGUGCGACGGCGACGACGACUGUGGCGACGCCAGCGACGAGGAGAAGUGCUCGUCGCCCUCUUGUGGUCAGCACGAGUUCCGCUGCAACGACUCGGAGUGCAUCCCGGCCCUGUGGAGCUGCGACGGGGACCCGGACUGCAAGGACAAGUCGGACGAGUCCAUGGAGCGCUGCAGCCGGCGCACGGAGCCCCAGAAGCCGCGCUGCCCCGUGGGCGAGUUCCAGUGCGGCAGCGGGGAGUGUGUCCACAUGAACUGGAAGUGUGAUGGGGACGCCGACUGCAAGGAUAAAUCCGAUGAAGCAAACUGUCCGCUGCUCACAUGUCGGCCUGAUGAGUUCCAGUGUGGAGACGGCUCUUGCAUCCACGGAACCAAGCAGUGCAACAAAGUGCACGACUGUCCGGACUACAGCGAUGAGGCAGGUUGUGUUAACGUUACAAAGUGUGACGGCGCCAAAAAGUUCCGCUGCAAGAACGGAGAGUGCAUCGACAGCAGCAAGGUGUGUGAUAACGUGAAGGACUGCAAGGACUGGUCCGACGAGCCCGUGAAGGAGUGUGGCGUGGACGAGUGUGCAGACAACAAUGGCGGCUGCUCCCACAUAUGCAGGGACCGCAGAAUCGGUCACGAGUGUGACUGUCCCUCCGGCUACAAGCUGCUGGACAAGAAGACUUGUGGAGACAUCGAUGAAUGUGAGAAUCCAGACGCCUGCAGUCAGAUCUGCAUCAACUACAAAGGAGAUUAUAAGUGUGAGUGCUACGAAGGCUACGAGAUGGACCCCGCCUCCAAGACCUGCAAGGCCGUGGGGAAGAGUCCGUACCUCAUGUUCACCAACCGCCACGAGAUCCGCCGCAUCGACCUGCUGAAGAGCGAAUACACACAAGUGGUUCCCACGCUGAAAAACGCCGUGGCCCUGGAUGUGGACGUUUCCACCAACAAGAUGUUCUGGUGUGAUUUAUAUCACCGUAAAAUAUACAGUGCUUACAUCAACAAGGCCAGUGACUCGUCGCAGCAGGUGACGCUCAUCGACUCGCUCCACUCCCCUGAGGGCCUCGCAGUCGACUGGGUCCACAAGAACAUCUACUGGACGGACUCGGGCAACAAGAGCAUCUCUGUGGCCACGGGGGACGGCAGGAAGAGGAAGGUGCUGAUAGCCACCGAGCUGAGCGAGCCGCGGGCCAUAGCCGUGGAUCCGCACCAAGGGUUUAUGUACUGGUCAGACUGGGGAGGUCAGGCCAAAAUUGAGAAGGCUGGGAUGAACGGAGUGGACCGACAGGUUUUGGUGUCCGAACACAUCGAGUGGCCCAACGGAAUCACUCUGGACUUGUCCAACAGGCGUCUGUACUGGGUGGACUCCAAGCUGCACCUGCUGUCCAGUGUGGACCUGAACGGAAACAACCGCAAGGUCCUGCUGUCGUCCCAUCAGCACCUGGGACACCCGUUCGCCCUCACUGUCUUUGAGGAUCGUAUUUACUGGACCGACGUGGAGGAUGAGGCGAUUUACAGCGCCAACCGACUGACGGGACAAGAUGUCCUCAAGGUGGCGGAGCACCUCAACAACCCCCUGGACCUCGUGGUGUUUCAUGAGCAGAGGCAGCCCAAAGCUCCCGACACCUGUAACAUGGGCAGUCUACCCAACGGGGGCUGUGAGUACCUCUGCCUGAAGGCCCCUCAGAUCACGGACCACUCCCCCAAGUACACCUGUGCCUGUCCUGAAGGAAUGGAGCUGGGGCCGGACAUGAGGCGCUGUGCUGUAGUUCGACCCCGAACGACCACGACAGCUGUUCCAACCACACCCCCGACAACAACUCCUCCCACGACCACGACAACGAGCGCCACAACAACCAGCACGACUAUCCCCACCACCACCACCACCACCACCCCCACUACAACACCCUCCACAGCUCCCCUCACCACAACAAGUACCGCCGGCACCUCCGCAGCCACCACCACGCAAAGGCCCUCCACCAGACGCCCGACGACAACAGCCUCUCCUCAGAGACCCAGAGCCACCACGACGUCCCAGGCUCGGACCCCCAGAGCCACCAGCACGGAGACGACCAGCUUCACCAGCACCAGUCAGACGUCCACCUCCACCCGCACCCCCCUGCUGGGCCCCGUGGCCCCCAACAGCAUCCAGAGAGAGAGCAACGGCAACCUCUCCCACAGAGCUGCGAGUGAUCACUACCUCAUAGGUAACAACAUCACAGUGGCUGUUCUGGGGAUAGUGAUUCCUAUCGUCCCUAUCCUUGCCACAGUGGUCAUCGGAUUGCUCUGCAGCGGCGGCGGCUACCUGGUCUGGCGCAACUGGCGGCGCAAGAACACCAAGAGCAUGAACUUCGACAACCCGGUGUACCGCAAGACCACGGAGGACGACGACGACGAGAUCCACAUCGGGAGGCACAGCGUCGUCGGCCACGUCUACCCAGCAGUGAGUGGCAGCCACAGUCAGCCGUUCAUAGCGCUGCCACUAGGCGGCGGCAUCACAGACAGCAACUCUCACUGGUACUCGGGGGCGCCGAUGCUCUCCAGCGGCAAAUGA
Messenger RNA from Pleuronectes platessa (European plaice), 3206 nucleotides. RefSeq names its product low density lipoprotein receptor-related protein 8, apolipoprotein e receptor (gene lrp8). The record is from RefSeq and is a predicted model, not a curated record. Gene Ontology annotation, molecular function: protein binding; calcium ion binding. Lineage: Eukaryota; Metazoa; Chordata; Actinopteri; Pleuronectiformes; Pleuronectidae.